This is a messenger RNA of Anarrhichthys ocellatus (wolf-eel), 733 nucleotides long. RefSeq names its product estradiol 17-beta-dehydrogenase 2-like. Gene Ontology annotation, biological process: steroid metabolic process. The record is from RefSeq and is a predicted model, not a curated record. The transcript has 3 exons. Gene Ontology annotation, cellular component: intracellular membrane-bounded organelle. The coding region runs from base 51 to 728 and encodes 225 amino acids. Gene Ontology annotation, molecular function: oxidoreductase activity. NCBI's taxonomy places the organism in Eukaryota, Metazoa, Chordata, Actinopteri, Perciformes, Anarhichadidae.
GAGACAACAGGUGAGACAGCUGAGAGACUCAACACACCGACAGUCAGAAUAUGGACAUCACUUCCUGUUUCUGUGUCAGCGCUGCAGCUGUGUUCUUCUUCACCGUGCUGUGGAAGCUUAAAGAGGGCUGUGGAACCUGGUUCUGGACCGUCUGGGCCCUGGUCUGGGUCUUGGUCUGGGCUCUGGUCGGGUCCUCUCUGUACCUCUCUGGUCCUCCGGUGGUCUGUGGACUGGCCGUCCUCGGCUGCAGCUUGUUCCUGAUGUGUGAGACUGAGAAGAGAGUAGAGCUGCAGAGCAGAGCGGUGCUGAUCACAGGUUGUGAUUCAGGAUUCGGUCUGGCUCUGGCAUUGCGGCUCAGCGAGUCCGGACUGAAGGUAUUUGCUGGCGUGCUGGAUGAGGACGGAGCUGGAGCUCAGCAGCUCAGAGGACGAGGAUGUGAAAACCUUCAGGUGCUGCAGCUCGACGUCACCGACAACAACCAGAUAGAGACGGCUCACAGGUACAUCGGCACUCAGGUGGCUGACACAGGUCUGUGGGGUUUGGUGAACAACGCAGGAGUCCUUCACUGUCCCGUGGAUGCAGAGCUGCAGCCAAUCACAGCGUUCAGAUACUGCAUGGACGUGAACUUCCUGUCUGCAGUGAAGAUGUGUCAGGUGUUCCUCCCUCUGCUGAGGAGGUCCAGAGGACGCAUCGUCAAUGUGUCCAGCAUGGCAGGUACAUCUGACUGACUACU